Molecule: messenger RNA, 2929 nt
Organism: Fundulus heteroclitus (mummichog)
Lineage: Eukaryota; Metazoa; Chordata; Actinopteri; Cyprinodontiformes; Fundulidae
Exons: 12
Coding region: 176-1816 (546 amino acids)
Source: RefSeq, a predicted model, not a curated record
CUUCCCUGUUAUUGAACUGGUGCAACUCCACUCCAUUUGUUAUCUGAGAGCCAGAGGACUGAUGAAUAGAGACGUACAUCAGCGCAGAUUCAAUUAAACCUUUUUUUAAUUAUUUCUGAUACUUUUUUCCGACCAAAUUUUCCUCCUGUGGACUUUAAUUCUCGUUUUUGUCACCAUGGCAAACCACAACCCACCUCGAAUUGUGCUCAUGUUUGUCGGAUUAUUUAUCCUUUCUGCUGCAAUCACGCUAAACUUUCUUUCAGCCCUUGGGGAUAAAUCAGGUGUCUUCAGGCAGCGAACGGAGGAUGUCACGCGCAAGUACAUGACAGCCAUGACUCCUGCUCCGUGGACCUUUUUCGUGUGGGAUUUUAUCUAUUUUUGGAUUUUUGCCAUGUUUGUGUACUUUUUGUCUGGACUCUGCAGAAGGAGUACUUACGAGUGGAUGUACACCACGCCUGCAGUGCUGCCCUAUGGUUUUCAUGUCAGCAUCAUCAUCAAUCUUUCCUUGAACAUUACCUGGCUCUUUCUGUAUGACAGAGAGCUGCUGCUCCCGGUGCUCAUAGCCUCAGCUCUAAUGACGCUAACUGAUUACAUGAUGCUAUUUUUCUCCUGCCACGGGCUGAAGAUUUAUGGAGCCUGGCUGAGCAAAUAUCGUAACGCAGACCUCUGGAUGUUCAGGAUAUUGGUGCAAAAUGGAGUGGCAGUGUACGCCACUUGGGGGACACUCUCCACUUUGCUGAACCUGACAAUCUACUUGCAGCAUCAGACGGGAACAUCUCGAUGUCACUGCGCGAUUUUGUCACUGCUGCUGCUCCUGAUGGAGCUGUUAGUGUGGUUCCUGUUGGAGAACUCCUACUUUGACGAGCAGGUACGCUACACCAUGACCAUCUAUCCCGUGGUUAUGCUGUGGCUGACUGGCAUCCUGGACAACGACGCGUCUCCUGGGUGUCACUUGUACAUCUUUGAAGCUGUUUUUCAGACUUCCUCCUGGAAUGUGUCCCAGACCUUCUCCCUAGAGGUGACCAUGGACUCGUGGUCUGAGUACUACUGCAUCUUCAUUGACCUGUGGUCUAAAAUGUGGCUGCUUUGUGCUGCCAUGAGCCUCUUUAUAAGAAACGUACUUGGUCCCGAGUCAUGCAACCCUGAGAUCCACCCCCCCAGGUUCUUUCUGAUAUGGACUGUCAAUAAUUUCAUACGAGUGUACAGCCUGGCUCUGUGGGAGAAACACUACAUACUGCCAGCAGUGUUGCUCAGGUGUAUUAUACCACUCCACAGCUUCUUCAUGCUUUUCAUUUCCUACUCCAACCUCAAUAAGCAUGAAGCCUGGCUUGCCAUCAACAACCCGAGUCUGAUCCCAUGGACACGUUAUCUGACCCAGAAUGGAUUAGCAGUGUUUUCCUGGUGGUCCCUCCUGCAUUCUGUGGUGGGUCUGGGCAUACUGCUGAAAUAUUAUGCCGGCGUGCAGGACCCAGUGGCAAGUGGCAUUGUCCUUUGCAUCCUCUCCUUGUGCAUUAUGACAUGGUUCAUUCUGCAGUACUUCUUUUUGACCAAGUACAUGCGCCACACAUUCAGCAUUUACACCAUUCUCAUCCUGGGACUGGCUGCAAUGUUCACCAGCAGCUACCGUGUCCAGAAUUUCUCCGUAAACACUGCCGUCUGCGGAGUCCUUAUGCUUCUGAUCACCGUCAUGAGCUUCAUCCAUCUGAUCUCUGCCUGCAUGGAGAAGUCCCGCACUCCAGCUGCUGCACUGAGAUCUGAAGGCUGUGAGACCGUGUACCAACCCGAAGGGAACAUCAAACACAAACUGCAGAACUGAGUUCAACCAGGCAGGGAGCACAAUUUGAUCAGAAGAUUUAUGUAAAGUAAACACGGGUCAUUUAUUACACUGUGCUUCUGAACCAACCCUGCUUACUGGCCUCGUCCGCUGAAAUUUUAAAACCGUGUGCUAUGAAUCAGCCACCAGAAGGUGGCGGCAAAAGCUCAGAUUCACAUUGGGAGUUUCAAACCGGUGCUGCACCAGGAGAUGGCAUAACGGUGCACGCUUUAUCAUUUGAUGCACACGAGGUAAAACUGAAUUCUUUUAAUGAAAAGUGACCGUGUACAGAUAUUAAUGUCAUUAACCUUCAUGGCACACUGUAUUUUGGGACACUUUUAAUUCAAAGUUUAAAUUAUUCUGCAUUCAAAGCUCUCAAAAGAAGCUGGGCAAAGAUCAGAACACAAUAGGGCGUGUGUGUGUGUGUUUACAUAACUAUAGAAUCCUCUGAAUAAAUUAGAGAACAUCUGUAUUCUUCAUCUCCCUCUCUGCUCCUCUCCGGGGUCUGUGACGCCGUACCAGACGUAAUAAUCACACUCAAGUUUGAGAGAGGCCUCUUCCGCGACGCUGCUUAAAGAAUGGAAUAUCAAACAUGCCCUUUGCCUUCAGGGAAGAGCAGCUCAACCUUUGAUGAGGAGCUUUAAUAAAGCGAUAAAUGAAAGCAGAGGGGACACAGACAAGAUAGAUACAAUGCACAUGACCGUGGCAGUGGCAUUUGUUCAACAAAUAAAGAUGUGUUAUGCAAAAUGGUUACUGGUUUGAAAGGUGAGACUGUAAAGUGCAACCAUUUUCUGCCUGAUCUGCUUGUUAUGGGUGUUUUUCUUAUUCCUUGCUGCUGGCGCGGUGGUUGUGUGGGUACUUGAACACAGACAUUAACUUGUAAAGCCCGCCUCUGUGGUGGGUGGAUGGCUUUGACCCCGCAUCAAAAGCUCAAACUGGCAAUUUGCUCGACUGUGAUAUUUGGGGGUUUUAUCUCUGAUUUUAUAACGCAGAAAGGAUUCGGUUUCAGGGACGUUUAAAAAGACUACAUUGGCAUCCGAACUGCAAAAUCUAGAGAUCCUGCUGACGUGCAACACACCCGUGCUGUUGUCUGCAGUAAUGAUGUUGUGGCUCACU